Messenger RNA from Labeo rohita (rohu), 4461 nucleotides. RefSeq names its product solute carrier family 25 member 42 (gene slc25a42). Gene Ontology annotation, biological process: transmembrane transport. The record is from RefSeq and is a predicted model, not a curated record. Gene Ontology annotation, cellular component: mitochondrial inner membrane. Lineage: Eukaryota; Metazoa; Chordata; Actinopteri; Cypriniformes; Cyprinidae.
CUCUGGACUGCAACUCCCACAAUGCACCGGGACUCGCCCUUCAACGCUCGCGUGCUAGUCUGACAGCCCAGCAGACUCGUGAAAUGUGCAAGUAAAGCAGCUCAAAGUCACAGCAGCAGCCGUGAAAGUGAAUUAAAAUGCGUUUAACCGGCUUUCCUGCAAAACGGACGUCCGCAGCCGCGCGUGGAGUUUGACGCGAGCGGGUUUUCUGCGUUAAAUGGUGACUGGCUGUUUAUGUGAGUGGAUGGUGACUGGAGUUCAUCACUUCAUCAUAUGUUUGUUUAUGAGGUUAGCGAUCGAACAGCGUGGGAAUGUGUGAGCAGAUCGUCAUCAGAUUCUGGUAAAGUCGGUGUUUUUCUCGUGAUUUCGCUCGGAGAGCCACAACAGGUGCUGUCACACAGUCAGGUUUGGUUGUGAGCGUGUGCGUGUUUGCGUGCGCGCUGGCGUGUAUGAAUGGAUCAGGUUGGGAUGGGGAACGCAGAACGCCAGGGGGCGCUGACAAAGGGCGAAGUGCUGCCUCGCCCUGCCUCCAGCCAAUCAGAGGGUUUUAAACAGGGUCGCUCAGUCUUGAACUCUCUGCUCUCGGGGGCGUUUGCAGGAGCCGUGGCCAAAACAGCCGUCGCCCCGCUGGACCGAACUAAGAUUAUCUUUCAAGUGUCAUCAAAUAGAUUCUCUGCUAAGGAGGCGUACAGGUUAAUUUACCGCACGUAUCUUAAGGAUGGCUUCUUCAGUCUGUGGAGAGGAAACUCGGCCACGAUGGUGCGCGUCAUUCCGUACGCUGCCAUCCAGUUCUGCGCACAUGAACAAUACAAGGGGAUUCUGGGACAAUAUUAUGGCUUCCAGGGCAAAGCUCUGCCGCCUGUGCCGCGCCUGCUGGCAGGAUCACUGGCGGGAACCACGGCUGCCAUGAUCACGUACCCGCUGGACAUGGUCCGUGCACGCAUGGCCGUCACACCCAAAGAGAUGUACAGUAACAUCCUGCACGUGUUCGUCCGUAUCUCUCGUGAGGAGGGGCUGAAGACGCUCUACAGAGGAUUCACUCCCACCAUCCUGGGGGUCGUGCCGUACGCCGGACUCAGCUUCUUCACCUACGAGACGCUCAAGAAACUCCACGCAGAGCACACGGGUCGCUCUCAGCCGUACUCGUACGAGCGUCUGGCGUUCGGCGCGUGCGCUGGUCAUGGUCAGUCGGCCUCUUACCCGCUGGACGUGGUGCGCAGACGCAUGCAGACGGCGGGCGUCACCGGACACACCUACGGCACAAUCUCCGGCACCAUGCGUGAGAUCGUGGCGGAGGAGGGUGUGAUCCGCGGCCUCUACAAGGGCCUGAGCAUGAACUGGGUCAAAGGGCCCAUCGCCGUCGGCAUCAGCUUCAUGACCUUCGACCUCACGCAGAUCCUGCUUCGCAAAUUUCAGCAGUUAGGCUACAAUGCGCGGUAGCAGACGGCGGCGCCCUCUACAGGAACAGGAAGUUGCAAGAAAAAGGGAACAAAUGUUUCUUUUUUUAAUCUGAGCAAAUGCUGCCAAUGAGAAGGAUGGGAAAUGCCUGGCGUCAUGUGACUAGUUUGUUCUUUUUUUUUUUUUAAUGCAAAAGCAUAUGUGCACUGCAAAAAUGAUUUUUUUACUUGCCAUUUUUUUUUUUUCUAUUACAAAUAUCUAAAAAAUUUUAAAUGAAGAUGCAUUUACUUGAGAAGCAACAUGAUUUAAGAUAUUAAGUCUUGUUUUCUGAAAAAUUAAUUAAAACAAGAAAAUAAUAUCUGCCAGUCAGCACUAAAAAAAAAUAAUUUUUAUAAAAAAAAACAAAAACAGAUUUUUCCUACUCCACUGGCUCAAAUUUGUUCUUGUUUUAAGCCUAAAACAGCUAAUUUUGCAUCAUUUUGCUUUUUAAGUAAAUGUAUGUUGAUGAAAGUAGGUUUAGAUAUUUGCACUGGAAAGCGACAGAAAAUACAGGUUAAGAAGCUCAUUUUUGCAGUGUGUUUAGUGUGAGUGUGUGUUUGGUACAGAGACACGCUGAAUGUACGUCCUUCCGUCUCCUGCCGUCACAGACAGAACGUCCUGUAAGUGCAAUACUGCGUAAUGCAUUUCUGGAAACACUAUUUUCCUCAGCGUCCCGAUUUAGUCUGUGUUUUCACACACGUCAGGGGCCUUGAUGACAAUGCACACAUGCGUUUUGAGUUUACAGCACAAGUGUGUGUGUGUUUGUGAACAGCAGAGGGCGUUUAUCUCAAUAUCAUGUUCAUAUCAGGGUGAAUCUCAUGCAAAUGGUCAAUACAUGCAGGUCAAAUUUCACUGUAAAAUCAAAAGUGAAAAAUUUUAAUCAUGAUCGGAAAAAAAUUAUAAUUAUACACUACCAGUCAAAAGUUUUUGAACAGUAAGAUUUUUAAUGUAUUUAAAGAAGUCUCUUCUGCUCACUAAGCCUCCAUUUAUUUAAUCCAAAGUACAGCAAAAACAGUAAAAUUUUGAAAUAUUUUUACUAUUUAAAAUAACUGUUUUCUAUUUGAGUAUCUAUUAAAAUCUAAUUUAUUUCUGUGAUCAAAGCUGAAUUUUCAGUAUCAUUACUCCAGUCUUCAGUGUCACAUGAUCCUUCAGAAAUCAUUCUAAUAUGCUGAUUUGUUGCUUUUUUUGAAAGAAAUGAUAGAAAUUAAUACUUUUAAUUUAUUUUAAGUUGAUCAAAAAUGAUGAUAAAGACAUUUAUAAUGUUACAAAAGAUUUCUAUUUAAGAUAAAUGCUGUUCUUCUGAACAUUCUGUUCUUUAAAGAAACCUGUAAAAAAUCUGCUGAAGUGUUUUCGACAUAAUAAUAACAAUAAAUGUUUUUUGAGUAGCAAAUCAGAAUAUUAGAAUGAUUUCUGAAGGAUCAUGUGACUGAAGUAAUGAUGGUAAAAAAUUCAGUUUUGAAAACAGGAAUAAAUUAAAUUUUAAAAUACAUUCAAAUGGAAAACAGUUAUUUUAAAUAGUAAAAUAUUUCAAAAUUGUACUGUUGUACUGUGAAUCAAAUAAAUGCAGGCUUGAUGAGCAGAAGAGACUUUAAAAAACGUUAAAAAUCCUACUGUUCAAAAACUUUUGACAGGUAGUAUAUUUCUAGAAUAUUUUCUGUUUUAUUUUACAUAAAGAGCAUGUAGCCUGAUUAAUGACCAUUGUCAUUAUAUAUAUAUAUAACUAGAAAUUAUUAUAUAAGUAAUUAUUAUUUGAAAUUCUUAUUUUGAAUUCUAUUUUCUAAUUAAAUAAUAAUAAUAAUAAUAAUAAUUCUUGUAACAGUUAAACAUUACAUGGACAUUAAUUAUACAUAUACAUAUAUGUAGUACACUUUUGCAUAAUUUUCCCUUAAAUGAUGUUUUUAUGGUUUAAUUUUUGCUCAAUAUAGGAAAAAAAAAAGAAUCCUUUUUAUCUAUUUUGGGCUUUAAUAUGAGUUGUUUCAUUCUGAGAUUCACCUUUUUUAUCUGUUACCAUUAAUCCAGGACAGGACAGUGACGUGAUCAGUGCGCGAGCCACACGUGAAGCGUGUUUUUCUGUCUGUGACGUGUUUGUGUGUGUGUUUUGCGUGUUGCACUACAUGUAUGAAUCUGCGGCUCCCAAGUGCCUGGAGAGAAACACCAAACAUAUGAACUGCAACAUCAUCAUUUCAGUCUCAUUGUUACUGACUGGUGUAACUAAUCAGUGUUCAAAUAGUAGUUCAGAUAUUGAACAAAUAACAUGUCUAUGUUUGGUCUUUAUUAAUUUGUGUGUUUAUUAAUUUACUGACAUGAGAGAUUUUAAAACCCUUCAUUACUCACAGUGACAGUAUUAAACUGUUCAUUACUGAGCUGAACUAUUCAUACAGUGACUCCAUCAAGUGUUCGUUCACUUCAAGUGUGUCUGAAUCUGACCUGUUUUAUCCUAAACUGAACAAACUGGUUUGUGCAUCCUUCUUUACAAUAAAUGCCAUGUAUUUUGGUAUUUUCUCAUCUCAUGUAGUGACAUUCAGACAUUUUGAAUGUGUUUUAAGACUUCUUGGGGCUGUUGUAUUUACUCAUAAUCAUCAUCUCAGUCUUUUCUGAACAAACUAAAAUCCCUACUAACCUGACAAUCGCACAAAGCACAAUGGUUAUUAUUCAAAUGUCUUUUAAAAUGGCAUUAAAUGCAUUUUAAAUGUUAAACAACAUCGCAGAGGCCUAAUGAAACACGGAGAUUCGUUUGAAUCGACUCAAAGAUUCGAUGUCUCGAGUCACAGAUCUGCUUGUUCAUUCGUGUCUCAAGUUCACAUGAAAGCAGAAUUCUUGUGUAUUUUGAUGUGUCGGAGCAGAAUCGCUGAUGGGAUUCAUUGCGGAGUUCAUUACAAAGUGAUUCGCGUCUUAGUGAAUCGUAACGGAAUCGAACAAAUCUCUCACUGAAAUGACUCGUUUGGAAGCAUCUGGAUUCAAGACUGUUUGUCAGCUGAAAAGAUUUGUGCCAAAUGAAUGUAUAUUAAACUAAUGACAUUAUAA